AGAAUAUAAUAUUAUUUUAACAGAACUGUACAUGCAGUAUUUCUUAAAUUUCCACGAAUUUUCGAUCUUUCAGACACAUAAUUUAUUUUCGAGUUGAUGAUGCCUUUUGAAGCAAUAAGCUUUUAGGUUUUUCACGAAAAAGUUCAAUUUUAAUUUGAACAUCGCGGUGCAGUUUGACGUCCCACAUAAAUAGUACGUUGCGCUUAAUAGGUAAGGGAAUGGAAGAAAAAAAGGGCAGUGACAAGUGUUCAUUCGUGCCUCAAGGCGAGAGUCAAUGUAAUUCAAGGGAAAGUCUGGGUGUGCACUGUCGUCUGCUCGAAGACAAUAUGUAUACAUUUUGAUUUGUCCUAAAAUUAGCUGAACAGCUGCAACGCAUCGGCAAGGCCUACAAAGCUUUUCACACGUGCUUAUGCCAAUGUUGGCGUUAGGAGUGAACAGAAUGCGCGAUUUAAAUAGCCUGUCAACAUGAAGAUGAUAAAGCUGAAUAUGUCUGACAAUUUUAUAAUAAUAUACACCGGCGAGGAACUAGUGAGGGGCAGGUACGCAGGGGCAUUCGUUGUUCGGGCGCCUUCUAACGCACAGAAUACAAUAAAGUAUGAUUUGAAGUAGUUCCUUGCAGGCUGUGGCUGUUCCAAAUGUCAAAGCGCCAGAGCCUUUCAUCUUACAUGAAAUGGCUUGAAUAUCAAGUGGCCCUUUUUCAUAAUAGUAGAAAAACUCUACCAUGUAGGCCCCUAGAGAUUAUGAAAGAUUCCCGGUAUGAUUUAGUUCCACUUCAUAAGCGACCUGAUUUUCUACAACAAUGCUGCAAUCUACUAAACUCUGAAUGGAAACGGAGCAAAACUGCACGGUUAAGAAGUCUCACCAUGUCCUGUGAUAAAUUUCCCAUGUAUCUUCUACUACUUAGUAAAAAUACAGUUCUUGGUCUCUGUAAAAUAUCAUUAGUACACAAUACAAUUGAUAGCGUUGUUAUAGAAUCAUUCAUAAUUGACCAUGCUCAUAGAUAUCAGGGGCUUGGAUCAAUGUUACUACGUGCUGUUGAAGAUUAUGUACAUAAACGUGGUAUUAAAAAUAUUUUUUUAAUGACCAAAGGACAGGAGGACUUCUAUUUAAAGAAUGAAUAUAUUAUUUGUGAACCUAUUCAAGAAUUAAAUGGAUAUUCAGAUUUUGGUUCUGAUACUUACUCAACAACUGCAACUAAUUCGAAGAUAGAAACAAAUGAAACUUCUGUGGGACCUCCACCACCACCAAUGCCAGAUUUCAGAAAAUCAUCUAUACAAAUCUGUUUAGCAAUUCCUGAACGUACUUUCAUGAAAAAAAUUUUAGAAUCCUGA
Messenger RNA from Ceratosolen solmsi marchali, 1331 nucleotides. RefSeq names its product N-alpha-acetyltransferase 80 (gene Naa80). The transcript has 5 exons. Lineage: Eukaryota; Metazoa; Arthropoda; Insecta; Hymenoptera; Agaonidae. Bases 636 to 1331 code for a protein of 231 amino acids. Gene Ontology annotation, cellular component: cytoplasm. Gene Ontology annotation, molecular function: acetyl-CoA binding; N-acetyltransferase activity. Gene Ontology annotation, biological process: protein acetylation. The record is from RefSeq and is a predicted model, not a curated record.